GCCGAACUCUAGUUUCCAAAGUUUUGCUGUGGAGCUAUGAACAGCUGAUGGACAACGAGAAAAAAACAGAGUGUCAGCGUAAACUAGCCGCGUAGAUAACAGAUGGAUGAUAUCAACGUGCUGCACCACAGAUGCCUCCUGAAUUUGAGGCGUAGAAUCCGAGAUAUUGGGGAUGGGCGCCCAGCUCAGGAACGAUACAUGAGGUUACUGAAGGACGGAGACACACUCAGUUACCAAGGGAACUCUGAAGAAGUGGGUUGCUAUGUGGCUGGCCAUCCUCUAUCAAAGGGAAACUGCUACUUUGAGGUGACAAUAGUGGACACAGGGGUGAGGGGGACCAUUGCUGUGGGCCUGGUGCCGAAAUUCUACAGGCUGGACCACCAGCCUGGCUGGCUGCCAUACUCUGUAGCUUACCACGCUGACAACGGCAAGUUGUAUAACGGUAACCCUGUGGGGCAACAAUUUGGGCCUAAAUGUGCUCGUGGUGACCGCAUCGGCUGUGGAAUACACAAAGAAAAUAUCGAAGGAGGUUUUACAACAGUCUUUUUCACCAAAAAUGGCAAAGAGGUAGGUUCAGUGGAGGUUCCCGUGUCUGCUGAGGGGCUGUUCCCCGCCGUAGGGAUGCACUCUAUGGGAGAGGAGGUGAAGGUCGACCUGCAGGCUGAGUGGUUCCUGGAGGAGGAUGAUAGCAUGAUGAUGGUGGACAGCCAUGAAGAUGACUGGGGACGGCUUCAUGACGUCAUAGUGAGCGGCACGCUCUUGGAGUAUGUUGGCGAAGGAAAGAGCAUCAUGGACGUGGGUUUGGCUCAGGCCCGCCAGCCACUCACCACCCGCUGCCACUACUAUGAAGUGGAGAUUGUGGAUGCCGGAGAGAAGUGCUACAUUGCCCUGGGCUUGGCAAGAAGGGACUACCCCAGGAACAGACACCCGGGAUGGAGCCGAGGAUCGGUGGCCUACCAUGCAGAUGACGGCAAGAUCUUUCACGGCAGCGGGGUCGGAGAUGCGUUUGGUCCUCGCUGCUUCAAAGGUGACAUCAUGGGCUGCGGCAUCAUGUUCCCACGAGACUACAUCUUGGACGGAGAAGGUGAAAUGGACGACUGGGAUCGGCUGGAGGUCCGUUCGGGUCAGGCAGCCGUCCAGAAUGUCGUGUACUUCAACGACGAGGAGGAGGAGGAGGAGGAAGAGGAAGAUGGGGACGAGGUAGAGCAAGGAGAAGAAGGCAGGAAGGUCAUGGUGUUCUUCACCAGGAACGGGAAGCUAAUGGGCCGCAGGGAGAUGGCGGUACCACCAGGGGGCCUCUACCCGACCGUGGGGAUGCUAAGCAGCGGGGAGAAGGUCAAAGUGGAUUUGCAUCCACUCAGCGGAUGAGCCGAGAGCCUGAACCCUGGACCUGGACUUGUGACGCCCUGCAAAACAGCUGGCUGCACUGUAGAGCUCACCCCACGGUAGCCUAGCAUGCUGCUAUAACAGCCCCCCACUGGCCAGAACUACACACACACACACACACACACACACAC
Scomber japonicus (chub mackerel) is the source of this 1517-nucleotide messenger RNA. RefSeq names its product SPRY domain containing 3 (gene spryd3). The record is from RefSeq and is a predicted model, not a curated record. The coding region runs from base 103 to 1368 and encodes 421 amino acids. Lineage: Eukaryota; Metazoa; Chordata; Actinopteri; Scombriformes; Scombridae. Gene Ontology annotation, molecular function: protein binding. The transcript has 11 exons.